This is a messenger RNA of Seriola dumerili (greater amberjack), 4315 nucleotides long. RefSeq lists its product as uncharacterized. The transcript has 2 exons. The coding region runs from base 2 to 2059 and encodes 685 amino acids. The record is from RefSeq and is a predicted model, not a curated record. Gene Ontology annotation, cellular component: ruffle membrane; adherens junction. Lineage: Eukaryota; Metazoa; Chordata; Actinopteri; Carangiformes; Carangidae. Gene Ontology annotation, biological process: positive regulation of blood vessel endothelial cell proliferation involved in sprouting angiogenesis.
AAUGCACAUAGAAAAACCCACCAAUAUGAAAGUCAGAUCAAAGUCCUUGGCUUCUACUGCUGAUCUAUACUCCAUGGACAUGAGGAGUGCUUUCUCCAGGCCACAGGCCAACAACAUGCCACCAACAAAUGAGCUAUCUGUACUCCCCAACGCAGGCCUCAGAGACAAUGGCCUCCUGUCCUCACUAUGUCCACACAAUGAGUCAAACCGGCUCUAUAGACAGGACAUCCCAGUCGCUCAAGAGUCCUUGCUGAGGGAUGUGGGGCUAACUGUAUACACAGAGACCCCUGGUGGUCCCGGGGAGCCAAUGCAGCGCUCACUCUCAGUCCCAUCUCCACUCAGUCAUAAAGAGCUUAGUCAGUCAGUGCAGCCCUCGUGGGAGAGUAGGACAGCACUUAAAAAUGGUGGUAGCCCAGAGCACAACUCAAAUAAAGAGCUUCAAGCUGAGGUGGAUACACAGAGAAAGGCUAAAUCAGACAGUGGUCCUCCUUUCAGGGGUGAGGUGAAUUUACGCAUCUGUAGAUCCAGGAGUGAAAGCAGCAGAUCACCUCAGAAAGAAGCUUCACCACGCAUUACAAGGCUGAGCAGGGAGGUUUCCUUUGUGUUUGAGGACAGUGAUGGAAAUGGGAGAUAUGCCAUCUCUGAGCCUCUGACCUAUAAGAAUGAAUCAACAAUAGCAGAUAAGCAUCUGGAGAACUUGUUGAUUCAGGAGAAAGCCAAUGCUUUACCUGCAGAGGACCUCAGCAACCUGUAUGAGGUCAAAUGCGCAAAAGGUAUCCCUGAAAAUGAGUCCAUCGAGCAGAGGGCAGCACGGAUCCUGGGCAUAGCCGUUCCAGUGGAGGCAUUGGGUGUGGCUGACAACCAACUCUCCGAGGACAACCAGGACGAAGCAGACGCCACUGUAGCUGAGAAACGACUGAGUCCAAGCGAAGAGACACAGCAGGUGAUAGGAGAGUGUGAGCAAGUCAAUGAGGAGUCCCAUGUUGUCCAUGGGACAGAGACAGAGGCGAUGGAGACAAGAUUAGGUGUGGACCAAGAAGAAGGUAACAGACAAAAGCACAGCAGUUACCACAGUGAUGGUGAACACAUCCUGGAUGCUGAGACUCAGUCCGCCGUAGUACUGGACCUGCCUGAGUUCCCACCCAGUAAGCUUCUCCUCUCCCUGCCUGUCACUCCUGAUGAGAAGCUAGCACUGAGCAUGUGCAGCGGGGAGAAGAAGGGGCGAGGCGGGGCGUGCAAACUCAUCGAAUCCCUCCAAGAUAAGCUAAACUCUUCCGCCUCUUCAUGUGCUAUGUCUCCGGGAAGAUCAACCACAGACAGAAUGGCACGUCUGAAGGAGCUGGACUCGGUGUCUCGAAUCAGACGCCUCAGUCUCAAAGGUUCUGAGUCUGGAGGAGAAGCUGGUGCUGAGGAGAGAAAUGGAGACAGAGAGGAGGGCGAGGUUGAAGAAGAAGCAAAGGAGGAAGUUGAGGGGAAGCUAGAUGAAGAAGAGGAGAAGAGACAGGAGGAAGAAGGAAGGGAGGAGGAGGAAAACCCAGAUGAACAUGAGAAUGCACAUGAAACACAUGAGAAGCUGGGAGAUCCCGAAGAAGACUGUAAACCUGAAGAAGUGAAUGAAGUGAUAUGUGAGGAAGAGCAAAGACAAGACGAGGAGGAAGGAGAGAUUCAUGUUGAGAUUGCACUGAAAGUGGACAAUGAAGGGAGUGAAGAAGUCGAUGUUGAAUUAAAAACAGAAGAGCCAGAAGGAGAGGUGGAGCUGAAGAUAGUGGAGGAUGACAAAGAAAAGCCUGUGGAGGAGCUGAGAGAUGGACAGAACGCAGAGGAGGUCAGCAGAGCUGAAUCCACACAAGACGCUGAGGGAGAAAAGUUGCCCAAACCAAAGCAGCGCACCAGACUGCAGAAGCCUCCUCUGCUUCCGAAACCCCGCAGUGUUCCCAAGAGAGAAAUAACGCUGCCGCUCAGCUUCAGCUCUGGGACCUGCGGCCCCUCAAACAUGGAGGAUGAGGAGGUGCUCUCUGUCUCAGAUGCCUACGACCCCAGCCGGGUGGAGAGAGUGUAACCUCUGACACCGCCUUCACCACUGUGGAUAUCUGUCUUUCUCAAGUUAACAGCUUUUUCCAACAACAAAGGCUUUCAUCUCACCUCAUGGCUUUGUCAGCCAUGACCCCUCCAAUAUUGUUACACAUUACUCCUCACACAUCUGACUGUCCUGGUGCUGCGAGAGCAUUUUUACAGCCAAAUAAAGGCACCGGCGGUGCCAAUUCUCCAGGCCUUUUCAACCCUGUCGUCCUCGUCCUCCCAUUCUCUCCACUCCUCCAAAGUUUAUUUACUCAAGCAAGCGGACUUCCUCUUUUUGAAGUCAUCUUAUUUUGCUUUUGGAAAAAUGCAUGUCAUUAUUCCCAGUCUGCACUUGGGCUCCUUUUACGAGCUCGGGUGUUGAAAUAUGAAUGUAAAAGUGCUUCUGUUCAGCAAAACAAAAAGAAAUGUAACAGAAAAAAAACAAGAAGGCAACAUUAUUGCAUUACAAUCAGUAUUAACCUACACCAAAUGUAAAUAAGACAGAGUUAUAAGAUUUUAUUAAGAAUAUAAAAAAUCAAUUUACGACAUUUAAUUGCUGAAGAAAUGUAUAUUUUCUUAUCUAUGUUAAGAAAAGACUAGAUUUUUGGAAGUGUAGUCUUUGGGUGUAUUACUAAUAAUGAAACCCCCUGCUCUUUAUUCUUAUACUUGUGUGAUAGAGAAUGUACUCAGAGAGCUGGGAUUGCAAUGAGAAACACUGUGGUCCUUGAAUAGUUUCACUCUAGAGCAAUAUAGUUGUUGUACACGGGCGUCUGUGACACGAUUUGAGAAGUAAGUCUCCAUUUCAAGGAGCUGAUCUCAUUUAAACGUUUGCUUUGAAGCUCUGCUUUUUUGGUACAAGUGUUAGAUUUGCACUGCUGAGAUUAUUGGCUUUAUGCUACCGGCGAGCACCUGAUAAUCUCCUCAAAUACUCAGAGAUUACACUCGGAGAGGAAUCACGUUCGCACCCUCCCUCCGCUCUGGCGCCGUCAGUCUCAGCAUCGCCAAUCGCAACAUGUAUCAGAAACGUCUGAUGUUGGUGUUAUUUUUGUUAAUCCUCAUACUGUUCAAAAAGAAAAUCUAUAUUUUGUGGCAUUAACAGAAGUCUAUAUUUAACCGUGGGGUUUUCUUCGUUCAUAUCUUAGUUCCUGUGUGAUUUCAGAAGUGCUUCUUGCAGGAAAAUGAUAGAUGUAGCUAUAUUGAUCGCAGUGUGCCUUGUACACACUGUGUCUGUGGAGAACUUUGUUUGUGUGUGUAACACAUCCUGUAUUGUCGGUUUACAAUUCCUAAUUUAAACUGGACAUCUGUAAUUCAUUUUACUUUAACACACGAAAGACACAUUUGGAGUUGUUUUUGGCAAUAAUAAUAAAUAUUAAGCUAAUGAUGCUUAAUAUGGACGCUGUACAGAACAUAGCUGUUGGAAUACUAAUCACAGUAUCUGAACACGUUCACUAAUUUAAUGUUGACAUAUCAGUGCUUUGUAAAUUGUGGGCAUAACUGGCAGUUGGUUUACACUCACUUCACUUAAUGGGGUAGCAAUACAAUUAAAAACAUACCAAACCAAACUUUAUGCUAUGCAUUGGACAUCAAUAUUCACUGGGUUUAAGUACCAAAAUUCAAAGCUAAAACUGUAACUUCUGGUUUGCUUCUUUGACCCUGUCACUCUUCGAUCUGUAUUGUCGAGCUGUAUUUGAUGUUGAACCUGUUGGACGUGGUUAUAGACGUGCAUGGAGGCGGCUCCGACUCGAGUCCGCCAGCGGAAGCUCAGUCUGAGGUUUUUGUCUUUGUCCUGUUACCAACCCAGUACCCGUACCUCUGUGUUCCAGGUAAUGUGUUAUCUGGUCAUUCUCGUAGGUCUUUUUGUACUGCAACUUCUUUGUAACAUAAUAUAGACUAUUGGUGCACAUCUUGCUUUGAUAUUUUCUAUUUUCAUACAGAAGUAUGUACAGCUUCUUUUGUAUGCGCAGCAUCUUUUUUUUUUCUUUUUUUUGUGCAUGAAAUGCGUAAGACGUCACAGAGAGAAGGUGUAUUUGCAUAUAAUUGCAUUUGGUACUAUAUAGUCUAUCCAAUAAACAAGUGUUAUAUUUCAUAUAAUGUAUAUUUUAUUUUCAAAAGUUAAGCUACAUAUUUAAACAGAACAAGGUAUUUUUAGAUUAUUGUGAAAAGGGAACUGUUUUUGAAGGCACAAUAUUUGUCUAUAUUUCCUGUGAUCAUUAAAAUGGUCAUAAAUAGAGACAAGUGUGUGCUGUUGUACAGUGCU